UACACGCAGCCAAUCUCUGUCGGAUGACGCCGGAACAAGGCUGGGCUCACGAGGGUUUGAUCAAAAUAUUGAACACGCCCACCCCUGGAAAUAACACUUCGAGGGAAAGUGAAGUCUUUGGGAAAGCAAGGCGAUCGCGGGACGACUGAUACCGGGAAUCCGUGCACCUGUCAAUCAGUCUCUUGUGAUUUUUCGUGUACCUCGGCCGAAUGAAGGUGGUUGACUGGGACGACAUCCAGGAAUAUUGUGUUUCUUUGUUAUUAAACUACGAAGUCGCAUACUUUUUGGGGGGAUAUGAUUAACAAAACAAAUCUUUGAAAGACUGUGGUUAGCACACUGGGUUAAAAUGUGUGCGCUUUUUGUAUCGAGAUUCUUAUCUUGCCCAUGAUUCGUCACAUCGUGUCUCAAGUUAUGGCAGUUUUUUUUAAACAGAUUAUCAAGGAUAACCACAUUUUUUAGAUAUUAUUCGCCGCAUGCUCCAUGGCUAUUGGGUUUAUAUUCAAUAGCGCAUUGAAUGAAGAGCGUACCAUCUCGCCUGCGAAGGGACCACUGAUCGCAAUGUGUCGUGUUAUUGUCUACCUCGUCGCAAGAGAUGAGGAUUCCGUGCGAAUAUAACUGUUUCGUGGUGUUUUGUGCGGACGGAGUGGCCGACAUACCAUGGAUUACGUGUGGAAGGAUAACAGACAAUAAUAAAUCGAGCAACGUCGUUGCCUAUUGCCUAGCGUAACAGUAUGAAGAAAUCGAUUGCGUUGAUGUAAAGCGUGUGUCUCUGUGUUAUUGUGUGUGAACAGGCUCUGUUGAAGAGGGAACAAUACCUAUGCAUUGUUGUGUGUAAAAAGCACAAAACAAUGAUCAAAAUGAUAUUGUUUCGUAAAUUCCGGGUGUUUAUACUGAUGGUCUUUCUGGUGGCGUGCACCAUGCACAUCAUGAUAGACCUGCUGCCCAAGCUGGAGAAGCGUGCGGUUGGAGCUGGGAGCGCUGACGGCGGCUGCCAAUGCCCACACAGCGGCAACCCAAGCGAGGACACGCAGAACUGGGCAAAGCAGCGCGCCCGGUCGAUGGCGGAGGCGGGCUGGCCUAACAAGCACACGCUGAGGAUCCUGCAAGACUUCAGCAGCGAGCCCAACUCCAACCUCUCCUCACGCUCCCUCGAGAAGGCGACGGCGGCCGCGGAGAGAGCGGAACAUGCUCAUCAGCGGAAGAAACCUUUGAACAUACGAGGCGACACCGCGGGAGACCGCAAGUCUCUCAUUGGCAGCGGGAGCCGGACGAUGGUCCCUGUGACCGUUGUGUCGUCUCGUCUCCUUGCGCUGUUCGAGCACCCUUUGUAUCGGAUUGACCUUCCACCACUCACGGAGGAUGACACCCUGUUCAACGUCAACAAGGACAUACGGUUCUACCCCCGAGCCGCCGGGAACCAAGGGUGGCACAACGACGGCAACGAGGAGGGUGUGGCGGAGGAGGAUGAGUACCGGCCGACGGGGGAGGGGGCUGCCGAGUCCUACCCCAACUGGCUGCGCUUUCACAUCGGGAUCAACCGCUACCAGCUGUUCCCCAGGCACAGCCUUGCGCUGGACGCCCUGCUCAGAGACCUGGCCAGUCUCAAGAUCACCAGCGUGGCCAUGAAGUCGGGAGGCACUCAGCUGAAGUUGAUAAUGACCUUUCAGAACUAUGGACAAGCCCUGUUCAAGCCCAUGAAGCAGACUCGGGAACAGGAAACUCCUCCAGACUUCUUCUACUUCUCCGACUUUGAGAGACACAACGCAGAGAUUGCUGCCUUCCAUCUGGACAGGAUCCUGGACUUCCGUAGAGUGCCCCCAGUGGCUGGGAGGCUGGUCAAUAUGACGCGGGAGAUCAGAGACGUGACGAGGGACAAGAAGCUCUGGAGAACCUUCUUCAUCUCGCCAGCCAACAACAUCUGUUUCUAUGGCGAGUGCUCCUACUACUGCUCCACAGAGCACGCUCUGUGCGGGAAGCCUGACCAGAUAGAGGGCUCUCUGGCCGCCUUCCUGCCCGACCUGGCCCUGGCCAAGAGGAAGACCUGGAGGAACCCCUGGCGGAGGUCCUACCACAAGCGCAAGAAAGCAGAGUGGGAGGUGGACCCAGACUACUGUGACGUGGUGAAGCAGACACCUCCUUACGACCGGGGAACACGACUCCUGGAUGUGAUGGACAUGACCGUCUUUGACUUCCUCAUGGGUAACAUGGAUCGUCACCACUAUGAAACGUUUGAGAAGUUUGGCAACGACACCUUUAUAAUUCACCUGGACAAUGGGAGAGGGUUUGGAAAGCACUCCCACGAUGAAGUGUCCAUACUUGUACCUCUCAGCCAGUGCUGCAGGUUGAGGAAGUCCACCUACCUGCGUCUCCAGCUGCUAGCCAAGGAGGAGUACAAGCUGAGCUCCCUGAUGGAAGAGUCCCUGCUCCGCGACCGCCUGGUUCCCGUCCUCAUCCGGCCCCACCUGAGGGCCAUGGACCGCAGGCUGCGUCUGGUGCUGCAGGUCCUAGCCAGCUGCGUGGAGAAGGAGGGCUACGGCAACGUGGUGGAGGAUGACCUGACAGGGGACACGACAACCCUCCGGAGCCCAGGCCACAGGUAGUGAGGUCUCGGGAUAGGAAGAGGAGUUAGCCCAGCCCCCUCCUACCUCGGAUAUAUGGACUUUCAAAAUUGGAAGGUGAACCACGGAUGGGUUUUGGGUUUUGGCUGCCAUUGAUGAAGCCAAAAUAUUGCCCCCUACCCCCCACCCCAUCCCCCCAUGACUUUAAAACUGAAUUCAGUGAAUUCUGAGGCUGAACUAGCAAGGCCUCUAGUGACCAUGGGUUGAUGUGGAGCAUAUAUAUGGAUUAUAUGUAUCGUCCAGGGAGCACAAUGGAAGACUGGGAGAUGGAAAUGGAGGAUGCUUUUGGUUGAAGUUGGUUGUUUUAUUAGACUGUGCAGCAUACACAUAGGUACAGCUAAAUUGUGUUAUGGCUUUAUCCUUUAUCAUGUUUGUUAUGACCACUGCAAUUAUCAUUAUUAUUAAUAUGAUUGAUUAAGCUUUUCAAUUGCUGUGUAUGUAUUCUGUAUUUUACUGCUGGACCAAAGGAAUUAAUAAGGGAAGCCUACGGUAAUGCCGUAUCAAUGUACUGCAAAACAAGGGAAAGAUGCAACAGAUAUGAUUGAGUUAUGGAAAUAAUUAAGCUUUAUCACUUUGACCAGUAUUCAUAGAUAGGGCUGGAGGUACUGAGAUGUCAUUAUGAUGUUUUGUUUCAAAUCGUAAUUGCAAAAUUACUUGUGUAGUCUUAAUGACAAACAUACACAAAUCCUCAAACUGUUUCACAAAAGGAGAAAGCAUAUUUCCAGAUGAAUCCAACAUGUUAAAGACCAUUGUGGGAAUUUUAAUUUUUUCCAUUACGGUACAUUAAAAUCUAUGCUGGUGUCUGAUUAAUUCACAACAUAUUGUAGAAAGCAGAUGUUGUAUUUAACGUCACAUAGGAAAUACAUAUUCAGUAUGUGUUUUAUUAGAAAAUUGUCCAUAACUCGUUUACAAUUGUGCCCACCUGGAAACAUUGCCGGCAAUGUUACUAGCUCUGGUUCUCGAAAAUAACCAGAUAGUUAACUGAUUUUAGCUCCAGCUUGUAUUCAGUACCCAAUAUAUGAGGUUAAUUUACUGUUAUUCAACUUUAUUUCCUUCUUAAUCCAUAACAGUCAAACCAGGAACAUCCUGGUGCCUUACUAUACAUUUUAUGACACUAUACACUUCAGCUUAUUCCCAAAAGGUCUGUACUAUAGCAAAUGCAGUUUGGCAUAGGUACCAAAUAGAAAAAAACGUUGUGGAAGAAAAAAUGUAUAGAAGAAUAGAAAUAGUUAGUAUAUAAAAACAACAUUCAAGAAAAAAUUAUAUAUAUUUUUUAAUCUUUUUUUGCCUUACCAAACUCAAUGAAGUACAAUUUAAAAGAAAGUUAUGUAAAGAUGACCUGACAAAUGAUAUACCGGUACAAUUGGAAAAUGUACUAGCCUACUUUUAUUGUCAUGCAUACAAAUAAUCAUUCAUAGAUUAUAAUAGACAAAAUAUAUAUUUUUGUUAGUUAGUUUAUUUUUAGCCACAGUUACUCUAGAAGCUCGGUAACUGUUUGUGCAACCUCAAACAACUCUUCACUAUUUCAAAUACGUUUUCGUUGCUUCAUCCUGAGGAGAUACAAAGGUACAAACGUAUGAAAGCAUAAAGACAUUUCAAGUUUUAGCAGUGCUAAUCCUGCAAUCCUAAUCCUACAUGACAAAACACCUGUGUAUUGGCUCUAUUUGUGCCUGUGCAAUGUCAAAAGAUACUUGAAUGUUUUCUUUGUUUUGGUUUAUUGGUUGGGUCGGGGGGGGGUAAAAAAUUGACAGGAUUUCCCAGAGCCGAGGGUCUAGGCUCCGCACCUGAGAAGUGUUCGGUGGGGGGGUUGUAGAGUUGAGUGUCCCUCCUUCUCCCCCUACUAUCUUCAUAACAGGGAUAGUCUCACUCAGGCCGUGUCCUCUAGAUUUUCAUACUCUACGUGUAAAUAUCUUGAAAUACUCGAAGACAGGGGGUCGAGUUGCCAGGGAGUCGGGUGGCCGGGGAGCAGUUGUUCAGCGUCCGUGUUUAGCGGCCGUGUUUAGCUUCGCUUUUUUUUUUCUCGCCAAUUUGAAUUGUUACUGUGAAAACUUGUUUACUCCAUGAUUAAGGUGUGCAAUAAAUCCAAAAGUGAGUCAAGUGUCUUAUGACUGUGCCCUUCCCAAAAAAAAAAAUUCUCCGUAAGAAUUCAAAUAUACACGAAAACAAAAAAUAAAUCCAUUGCGCCAACGGUAUAACUAUAUUAUCAGCCACUUCUGGUUGGGCAGUCCAUACGAGGAAGGUAACCAGUCAGCAGCACAUUACACAUAGCCUAAUAAUUAAACACCGAAAAUUAUGCCAAUAUAUCUGUGUAUUAUCUGUAUGCUUGUUGGCAAACUUGUGUUGUUACUGGCACUCUUUUGGGAUAAGCAACUAUUCUGAACCAAUCUUUGGAAAGAAAUUAAAAGAUUACAGCCCUCACAUUUGUAAAAUCUAGGCUACUGUAACUUUAUAAGUCAAUGGAAGCAGAUAAAGAAAAUCCUAACCCAGUGACUCCCGUUCUGGACUCACAAGGUUGAAUUUGGAAUUGAGUCGUCUGAAUCUAGAUAAGACAGGCUAAAGCCAAAUAAUAUAUAUCAUCCCUUUAAGUUAAGAUCAGAAGGAGGGACAAGCCGCAAGAGAAUGCCUGGUUGCUUGGGAUUGUGAUAAUUGACCAUUAUGGUUUUAUCAGGGACCUCCAGUCCUCCCCAGGUUCAAUAGUAUUAAGGUGAAGGUGAACACACAACAAAGACACUUAACACUCAGGUGUCUCUGUUGAAGGUAAAAAACUAAUUCUCGGCAGUGGCAAGUGGAAAUGAAAAACAUAUAAAAAGAGAAAAACAGCCAUUUCAAAUGUCUCUUCACUUCAUCCAAACUCCGUUCUUAGUCAUAGUGUUUUCCAAUUACAAUGCAAUAAUAAAAUUCAAUAAGGAGAAGGGAUGUCUUCAGCUCAACUAUGGAUAUGAGGGUUCAAACCCAGAACCCUUUGACUGAGAGUCGAGCACCCUAAACUAUCCAAUAGUAUAAUAGUUAUUUAUUAUCCCAAAGAGUCUGCAGAAAUCAUGUAGGAUUUUAACAGGGUUAUAUUGUCAACUCAAAAUCACUCAAUAUCACGACAGGAGUAAAAGUGAAAACGUAAAUAUCAACCCCUCGGAGAAAAGUGUAAUUUCUAUAUUUUUGGGCUUGACUGUCCUCUGAGACCAUUAAAAGUUUGUAACAUUUAAAUUUGUCAUGGAAUUUGUAUAUUUGUAAGUUGUUGGGGGAUCGUUUUACUUAUAAUAAUUUCUAU
Gadus chalcogrammus (walleye pollock) is the source of this 5883-nucleotide messenger RNA. RefSeq names its product extracellular serine/threonine protein kinase FAM20C-like. The transcript is spliced from 10 exons. The coding region runs from base 849 to 2600 and encodes 583 amino acids. Gene Ontology annotation, cellular component: Golgi apparatus. Gene Ontology annotation, molecular function: protein serine/threonine kinase activity. Gene Ontology annotation, biological process: protein phosphorylation. NCBI's taxonomy places the organism in Eukaryota, Metazoa, Chordata, Actinopteri, Gadiformes, Gadidae. The record is from RefSeq and is a predicted model, not a curated record.